Messenger RNA from Rhipicephalus sanguineus (brown dog tick), 1418 nucleotides. RefSeq names its product neuronal acetylcholine receptor subunit beta-3. Gene Ontology annotation, molecular function: transmembrane signaling receptor activity; extracellular ligand-gated monoatomic ion channel activity. Gene Ontology annotation, biological process: monoatomic ion transmembrane transport. The coding region runs from base 76 to 1275 and encodes 399 amino acids. The record is from RefSeq and is a predicted model, not a curated record. Lineage: Eukaryota; Metazoa; Arthropoda; Arachnida; Ixodida; Ixodidae. The transcript is spliced from 8 exons. Gene Ontology annotation, cellular component: membrane.
AGUCCUCUCUCGGGCAGCUUGGCCUUCUACCAGACACACCUCCUGAGUGGGCCGUCAACGCUGCAAGCGCUCACGAUGGUUUUCUUAUUGGGACGAAUGACUGGAUCUGCACUUUUGGCGCUGUGUGCACUCUGGGAAAGUGUGAUCAGAGGGGAAUGCGUGGACGCUAGGAGCAGCAACGAAUUUUGGCGACUACGGAACGACCUUCUGGAGAAGGGUUACGACCCCGGAACUAGACCUGCCACCCACGCGAACGAUACGACGCAGGUGGUUGUAAGUUUCGGCAUGGUCGACGGUCCUUACCUGUAUCCAGACAGAGAGCUGUUCUACGCAGAUAUCGGUAUAUGCUUGACUUGGAGGGAUCAUCGACUCAAGUGGAACGAAACAGAGUAUGGAGGGCAAAAGGUGAUCAGCCUAAAGGCGGACGACAUUUGGAGACCGGAAUUGUACAUGAUGUCGUCUUGGUCUGACGUCUACUCCAGCGUUCUCAGAGACGUCUUCCUGCACGUGGAAGCCGGAGGAAUUGUUGAAAUGUGCUCGGCAGCGUCCGUGCAAACGUUUUGCAACGCCGACAUGACGCACUUCCCCAUGGACCGCCACGAAUGCGUGGUGGAGUACUGCGCCAUACUGGACACGGCGAAGAACGUCAAUCUCACCGUCGGGGAUGUGAGCAGCGAGGCGAACGAAGACUCGGAGUUUCUGCUCGUCUCCGUCACGUCCAAAAGUGUGAUCAACGAAUUCGAGGAGUACGGCAGUUAUUCAUCGGUGGUGUACCGCUUCGUCCUGGAGAGACGCAACCUGUUCCAGCACUUCACGCUCCUCAUUCCCACCGUAGGCGUGGUGGUGCUAAGCCUACUCACACUCUGGCUGCCGCCAUCGUCGGACAGGCGUUUCGCCGUCUCCGGCGCCACCUUCCUGGUGUCGUUGCUGCUGCUGUACCGGGCUGAUGACGUAGCAGCGGGGUCCACGCAAGUGCCAAAGAUCACCAUUGUGCUGAGUACCAACGUGUUGAUCAACGCGCUGACCAUCGUCGCCACCGUCGUCAACAUGAACCUUGUCAGAUUCCUACCACGGGUCCGGACACUACACCCGAUUGUCGGCAAGGUCGUGAGUUUGAUCGCCACUGGUGUGCCCUUGGUGUGCCCUGGACCGAAAGCCUCUUCCGAAAGCACCGCGACUGCCGCGGGCGACGUAGCACGCACUGUGACCAGGGCACUUGACCGCGUAUUCUUCGUGGCCUGUUUAAUUACGUUCACAGCUAUCGUAGCAGUGUAGUAAAAAAGGGCCUUCAAGAAUUUUUUUUGUGGACGUUAAUUAAUAGUGAAACGACUUAAAUUUCCGUUCAAUAAUUUCCUUUGACGCCGUAACGAUUUUCCCGAUAUUAAACCAGCAGGCACAGUGAUCUGCGGCCUCAAAAG